This is a messenger RNA of Pleuronectes platessa (European plaice), 20974 nucleotides long. RefSeq names its product obscurin, cytoskeletal calmodulin and titin-interacting RhoGEF b (gene obscnb). The transcript has 81 exons. NCBI's taxonomy places the organism in Eukaryota, Metazoa, Chordata, Actinopteri, Pleuronectiformes, Pleuronectidae. Gene Ontology annotation, molecular function: protein binding; guanyl-nucleotide exchange factor activity. The record is from RefSeq and is a predicted model, not a curated record. Bases 1 to 19890 code for a protein of 6629 amino acids.
AUGGAUCCAAACCUGUAUGGAGGCGUCCCCAGGUUUCUGACUCGCCCAAAGGCGUUCUCGGUGUGUGCAGGCAAAGAUGCCACCCUCAGCUGCACCAUCGUGGGCAGCCCGACCCCGCUGAUCACCUGGGAGAAGGACAAGUUGAAGCUGACGUCUGGGGGGCGCUUCAAGACAGUGGAGGAUGGAGACGUGUACCGCUUGACCAUCUACGACUUAACGCUGGAGGAUGGCGGACAGUUCAUGUGCCGGGCCAAGAACAGCGUUGGGGAAGCUUAUGCUGCGGUAACCGUUAAAGUGGCUCUGCCUACAGAGAUGGCUCCGAGGGCCCCCGUGUUCAUGAUGAAGCCCACCUCUGCACGGGUAGGUUUGGGAGGCGAUGUUGUUUUCCACUGCCGGGUUGCAGCUCACCCUGAGGCCAACUUUGACUGGGAAAAGGACGGGCGCUACCUGGGGGAGUCAAACCGCAUCAAGAUCGUCUCUGACACCGAUGGCAGCACUUUGAAGAUCCAAAGCCUACGAAACCUGGACAGCGGCACCUACACCUGCAGAGCCAAGAACACUGUUGGCCGUGCACACGCUGCCGCAGCUCUCGUCGUAGAUGCCCAGGAUUCCCAUUAUCAGUCCGCGGAUAAGAACACCUCCCUCCUCUCUCACCUUCAAAAGCGCAAAGAGGAAAUGAAUAAGGACAUCUCCAUCUAUCGCACUGAGGAGAAGAGCUCCUCUGUUUCUUCCUCUACCACAGAUGGUUUCAGCUCUCUGAGUCUGGAGCAUGCACUGAGGGCAUCUGCGCUGGCAACGCUGCCGAAAGGUGUAUUCACCCGAACCUGCACCGUGACUGAGGGCAAACACGCCAAGCUUAGUUGCUUUGUGACGGGUCACCCGAAACCCCACAUUAUCUGGAGGAAGGAUGGAAUGAACAUCGGUGAAGGCCGCAGGCAUGUCAUUUAUGAGGACCAGGCCGAGAACUUCAUCCUGAAGGUCCUGUACUGCAAGCAGACUGAUAAUGGUCUCUACACCUGCAAUGCAACCAAUAUGGCCGGGCAGACCUACAGUGCUGUGUUGGUGACAGUCAAAGAGCCCAAAGUGCCGUUCAGGAGGAAGUUGCAGGACAUCGAGGUCCAGGAGAAAACAUCGGCCACACUGAUGUGUGAGGUGCCUGUUGUUGCCACCCAUGCCCACUGGUUCAUGGAGGAAACGAUGCUGGAACAAAAUACCAAAUAUCGCAUGGAGGAGGAGGGCACCCUGCGUCGUCUCACCAUUCACAAUGUCACCACCAACGAUGACGGUGUUUAUAUCUGCGAGAUGAAGGAAGGCAGUCGCACGGUGGCCGAGCUCACUGUUCUGGGCAAUAUUACCAAGAAGCUCCCCCGGCGGACGGUGGUUCCUGUCAGCGAUACGGUCAUUUUCUGUGUCGAGCUGGAGCAUCCCUACCCGGAUGCCUACUGGACCCGCAAAGGGGAGAAGCUGAAGGAAGAGUCCCGGAUUUCCAUAGCCUGUGUGCUGAGACAGUACACGCUCACCAUUAGAGAUUGCCAGGCUGAAGACUCAGGUGAAAUCGCCUUUGUGGCUGGAGACUGCAAGACGUCCACUCGAUUCACUGUCACUGCUGCUAGGAAGCAUCCCCCCGAUCCCCCAGUCAAUGCUGUGGUGCUGAACAAGACUGACUCUUCCAUCACCAUUCAGUGGUCUCCUCCUGACAGCGAUCGCCCAGUGCCCAUUAAGUGCUACAUCGUGGAGAGGAGGAAGGUUGGCACUCAGACAUGGCAGAGGUGCAACGCUGGAGAAACCAUUGUUUCCACAGAGAUCACCAUCUGCAACUUCAAAGAAGAGUCCAGCUUCCAAUUCCGUAUCUCUGCCAUGAAUGACUUUGGCCAGAGCCCCCACCUGGAGGUGCCUGGAAGCUUUUACCUUGAACCUUCUGCAGAGAUAAGGAAAGGCCUGAUGGACACCACUGCAAACUCUGGCGAGGAGUUCUCUAUCACCAUCGAGUUGUCUGCUGUUUGUUCUGGUUACUGGUACAUUAAUGGCCGCGUCCUGCGUAGUGGAGCUGACUACCUCAUCACCAAGUCCAAGACCACACACACUCUGCUCUUCCGUGAUAUGACCAUGGAAUUGAAUGGAGCUGAAGUCAAGUUUGUUGGUGGAGGCUCACAAAGCAGUUGCAUCUUAUCUGUGAAAGCCCCUCGUGUUAGGUUCAUAAACAAGUCCGAUCUGACAGAGGUGGUGACCUGCACUGCCCAAUCCACUGCUCAGCUGACUGCUGAGGUGUCGGAUUAUGAAACACAGGUGGUUUGGAUGAAGAACGGGCGAGAGGUGAAAAUGGGCAAGAAGUAUGAAUAUGUCAUCAUUGACCGCAAGAGGAUCCUGAUGGUACACAAUGUUACUGAAGAGGAUGUGGGCAUCUACGAGUGUGUUUUAGCUGAGGACAAGAUGUCCCUGCAACUCUCUCUUAAAGAUGAACCUGCCAAGUUCCUGAACAAGGCCAGAGGUGCCAUGGGAAUGUCAUCGUCCCUUAAAGGAGAUCUUGAGCUGAGCUGCGAGGUAUCUCCUGCCAGCGCUGUCGUUGUGUGGAGAAAAGAUCAGGUGGAGAUCACUGAGGACCAAAGAACUGCCAUGGUCUCCAAAGGGACUCAAAGGAAACUCGUCAUCAAGAACGCCAAGAAAAGUGACGAAGGACAUUACUCCUGUGAGACGGCAGCAGACAAAGUCACAUUCCAGGUCAAGAUAAAAGAAACUCUAGCCGUUGCUGCCUUCUCCAACAAAGAGUCAGUCCAGAAAGAGGUGAAGGCCACUCUCUGGCAGAAAGCAACUCUUAGUUGCAAUGUGUCAGAUAGCAAGGCAGAGGUCAAAUGGUAUAAAGAUGGCAAGCAGCUAAUAUCCAGCCGGACCAUAUACUCAGAAGUAACAGGCACUGCUCGUCAGCUGGUAUUUGAAAAGGUGGAGAAGAGUGAUGCUGGAGAAUAUACCUGUGAAGCUGGCGGGGAUAAGCUGGUCUUCAAGAUAUCUGUUUCAGAGGCCCAGGCAGCCUUCUUCAACAAAGAGUCAGUCCAGAAGGAGGUGAAAGCUACUCUCUCCCAGAAGGCUAUUUUAAGCUGUGAGGUAGCUGAUAGCAAGACAGAGGUGAAGUGGUACAAGGAUGCCAAGCUGCUGACCUCGAGCAAGACAAUCCAUGCAGAGUCGAAAGGCCAGAGUCGCCAGCUGUAUAUCGACAGUGUGGAGAAGAAGGAUGCUGGAGAGUACAUCUGUGAAGCCGGGACAGAGAAGCUUGCUUUUAAGAUUCAGGUGGAAGAGCCGAAGUCAUUCUUCUCCAACAAGGAGUCUGUUCAAAAGGAGGUGAGAGCGACGUUCUCCCAGAAAACCACUCUGAGCUGUGAGGUUUCUGAUUCCAAGACAGAGGUGAAGUGGUACAAGGACGGCAAGCUGCUGACUUCUAGCAAGACUAUUCAUACUGAGUCUAAGGGCAAAAGUCGAAUGCUGGUGAUCGACAGCGCUGAGAAGAAGGAUGCUGGAGAGUACAUGUGUGAAGUCGGGACAGAGAAGCUUGCUUUUAAGAUUCAGGUGGAAGAGCCGAAGUCAUUCUUCUCCAACAAGGAGUCUGUUCAGAAGGAGGUGAAAGCGACGUUCUCCCAGAAAACCACUCUGAGCUGUGAGGUUUCUGAUUCCAAGACAGAGGUGAAGUGGUACAAGGACGGCAAGCUGCUGACUUCUAGCAAGACUAUUCAUACUGAGUCUAAGGGCAAAAGUCGCACGCUGGUGAUCGACAGCGCUGAGAAGAAGGAUGCUGGAGAGUACAUGUGUGAGGCUGGGACUGAGAAGUUGGUUUUCAAACUCCAGGCUUCAGACACACAGAUUCAAUCUGCAUUCUCUAACAAAGACUCAGUCCAGAAGGAGGUGAAAGCCACUGUCUCACAGAAAGCCAUUUUAAGCUGUGAGGUAGCUGAUACGAAGACAGAAGUGAAAUGGUACAAGGAUGGAAAGCUCCUCACUUCAAGCAAGACCAUUAAUGCAGUGUCAAAGGGCAAGAGUCGCCAGCUGGUGAUCGACAGCGUGGAGAAGAAGGAUGCUGGAGAAUACAUCUGUGAGGCUGGGACUGAGAAGUUGGCCUUUAAGAUGCAGGUGGCAGUUACUUCUACAAAAAUCGGGGCUAAAUCUGGUUCCCUCAACAAUGAGGCUGUCCAGAAGGAGGUGAAAUCCACCCUUCUCGAGCCAGGCAAUCUGAGCUGGGAAGUAGUUGAUAACACCACAGAGGUGAAAUGGUACAAAGAUGGCAAACUGGUGAGUCCCAGCGGUCCAGUUGCCUUGGAAUCAAAGGGAAAGAUUCAUCAACUGGUGGUGGAUAGUGUAGAGGAGAAAAAUGCGGAGGAGCACAUCUGUGAGGUCCGAACAGAAAGUUUGGCAUUUAAAGAACAGUUCACAGAGAUUCUAGCCAAAUCGGCCUUCUCCAAAAAGGACUCAGUCCAAAAGGAGGUGAAAGCCACUCUUACACAGAAAACCAUUUUAAGCUGUGAGGUAGCUGAUACCAAGACAGAGGUGAAAUGGUUCAGGGAUGGCAAGCUGCUGACCUCCAGCAAAACAGUUCAUGCAGAGUCAAAAGGCCUGAGUCGCCAGCUGGUGAUUGACAGCGUGGAGAAGAAGGAUGCUGGAGAGUACAUCUGUGAGGCUGGGACAGAAAAGCUGGCCUUUAAGAUUCAGGUUGCAGAAGCCCCGGCUGGCUUCUCAAACAAGGAGUCUGUCCAGAACGAGGUGAAAGUUACUCUCUCCCAGAAAGCCACUUUGAGCUGUGAGGUUUCUGAUUCCAAGACAGAAGUGAAGUGGUACAAGGACGGCAAGCUGCUGACUUCCAGCAAAGCAGUUCACAUGGAGUCAAAGGGAAAGAGUCGUGAGCUGGUGAUUGAAAAAAUAGAGAAAAAAGAUGCUGGAGAAUACACCUGUGAGACUGGAACAGAGAAGCUGGUAUUUAGGCUGCAUGUGACAGAAGAAGCUGUCAAGUUCCAGAAGAAGUCUGUCAAAGACACAUGUAUUGUUCAAGCAAGUGAAAACAUUGUUUUGACCACUGAGCUGACCUCGGAGAGUGGAAGUGUGAAGUGGUUGAGAGACGGUGUGGAGAUCAAAGAGGGCAGAAAGUAUGAAAUGAAAAAAGAUGGACAUUGUCGUACCUUGAUAGUAAAUUCCACCGAAACUAAAGACAGUGGAACGUACUCCUGUCAAACUGCUCAUGACAAACAGGAGUUCAAAGUUCAGGUCAAAGAGUCAGCUUUGAAGUUUGUUGUCCCCCUGAAGUCUGCCGAUGUGGAGUUGGGUGGGACACUUAGUCUGAUGUGUGAGCUCAAUCAAGCCUCAGGCGAUGUUGUCUGGCACCAUAUUGGUCGUGAGAUUAAACCUGGAGGAAGGCACUGUGUCAGGACAGAUGGUGCUAAGCGGGUCCUCACUGUGACUGACAUGACGAAGGAAGAUGAAGGAGAAUACAGCUGUGAAUGUCGAAAUGACAAGACCUCUGCCAAAAUCUCCUCUAAGGAGCCCAGAGUAGUGAGGCUGACUACUAAACUCAACAAUGUGGCUGCAAUGGAGGGAAAAGACGCCAUCUUCAAGUGCGCUGCCACUCCAGCAGACAUCAACGUCAAGUGGUUCCACAACAGCAUACCCAUCACGGCCGGGCCAAAGUAUAAGAUAGAGCACGGUGGCAACACUCACUCACUCACCAUAACCUCUGUCACCCAAAAAGAUGCUGGAGAGAUUAGCGUUGAUGCAGAAGGGAAAAGCUGCAAAGCUACUUUACAAGUGCAACAUGAACCUGUAACCUUUAAGAAAAAGCUGGAAAACCUGACAGUGGAUGAGCAGAGUGAAGUGAAGAUGGAGGUGGAGCUCAGUAAGAAAUCGGAUGAAGUCAGGUGGAUGAAGAACAGCAUCGUGUUGCAGGCUGCAGGAAACCUGGAGAUUCGGGUCGAUGGAGCCAAGCAGGCUCUGGUCUUUAAGAGCGUGACUCACGGUGAUCGUGGCAUCUACUCCUGUGAAACUCUGGAUGACAAGACCCAGGCCAAGCUCACAGUAGAAAUGAAGAAGAUCAAGGUAAUAAAGGGCCUUCCAGAAACCAAGGCACAUGAGACAGAGACAGUGACCCUAGAGGUAGAGCUCAGUCAGGCUGAUGUUGAAGGCUCCUGGACCAGGGAUGGGGCCAAGUUAAAGCCAGGGGCCAACUGUCGUAUCACAGCACUGGGAAAGAAGCACGCUCUUACGCUGUCCAAUCUUAAGAGAGAUGAUGCUGGAACUAUUUCCUUCCAAGCUGAUGGUGUCCAUACUUCAGGCAAACUGAUUGUCACAGAACCGCCUGCUAUGGUCUCCACACCCAUUAUCGAUAUGAGUGUUCCUGAGAAGGAGAAAGUUACUUUUGAAUGUGAAGUGUCCAGAACAAAUGCUGAUGUUAAAUGGUUUAAGGAUAAUGUGGAACUGAAACCAGGGAAAAACUAUGGCAUCCAUUCGUUGGGCAGAAAGCGCACUUUGGUCAUCAGCAAAUGCACCCCUGCAGAUGCAGGCAGUUACGUCUGUCGCACCACUGAUGAUAACACCUCUGCCAAGCUCAUCGUUCAUGCCAGAGAUAUCAAGAUAAUUAAGAAACUCGAGGAUGUGGAGGUGAUGGAGAAGGAGAGUGCUGCAUUUGUCUGUGAAAUCUCACAUGAUGAGGUGGACUGUCAGUGGUACAAAGGAAGUACUAAAGUCAAAGUCAGUGACAACAUCAAGAUGAGACAAGAGGGCAGAACCUAUGUACUGCUGUUUAAGUCGGUUUCCCCAGAGGAUAUGGGUGAUAUCAAAUUUACAGCUGAGAAGACCUCUUCAUCUGCAAAACUCAAAGUGAAAGAGCUGCCCGUCAAGUUUGUGAAGAGACUCAGGGAUAAGAUAGCGAUGUUUAAGCAUCGUGGUUAUCUCGAAUGCCAAGUGUCACGUGCCAGUGCAAAGGUGAAGUGGUACAAGAACAAGACGGAAAUCAAACCCAGCAAGAAGCACGAGAUCAGAAGUGAAGAUGUCUACCGAAAACUCACCAUCAAUGAUGUGGACACUGGGGACGAAGACACAUAUACCUGCGACGCCACUGACGACCAGACGUCCUGUAAACUGCUUGUAGAAGAGCAGUCCAUCAGCAUUGUGCGGGAGCUUAGUUCAGUAGAAGUGACAGAGCCUUUCGCAGCUGUCUUUGAAGUUGAAAUCAGUAUGGAACUGGUGAAACCUCCCAUAUGGACUCUGAAUGGAGUUGCUGUGCAGGAGAGUGCAGAUGCUGAAAUGGAGAAAGAAGGCACGCUGCACCGUCUCACUUUCAAAAAGACAAAAGCCUCAAUGACAGGACCUGUGCAGUUUACAGCUGGGAAGAGCAAAUCUCUUGCUCAACUCACAGUAAAAGAGCGUCCACUUGAGAUUGCAGAGCCCAUUAAAGAUGUCAAGGCGAAGGAGAAAAGCUCUGCCCUGUUCUGCUGCAAAUUCUCCACGGCAGCCAAAGAGGUGAAUUGGUUUAAAGGUCAGGUACUUCUGGCGGCAUCAGACAAGUACAACAUGAAGAAAGACGGCACAAGGGCUCAACUUACUAUUCAAGGGCUAACUGGAGAAGACGGCGGAGAGUACCGCUGUCAGUCCGGACCUGCUGAGACCAAAGGCACACUCACUGUCGAAGUGCGGGAAAUUAAGAUCACCAAGCACUUGAUCGACACAGAGGUUGAUGAAGACAGUGAUGCAGUGUUCACGUGUGAGAUUAACUAUGCAGAUGAAGAGGCACAGUGGCUUCUGAAAGACAAGGUGCUUCUCACUAAUGAAGUCAACACCAUCUCUCAUGAGGGGAAGGUUCACAAGCUCAUGCUGAAGAACAUGGCUCCUCAGGACGGGGGGACCAUCACCUUUCAAGUACGCAAGGUGAAAGAGUCUGUUACACUCAAAGUGAAAGAGAAGCUUGCUGUGUUCCUCAAGUCUCUCGAUGAUGUCAUCGGAGAGGAGAAAGGCAUGAUAACUCUGACGUGUGAGGCGUCCAAGCCCAGGGUUUCACCUAUAUGGAGAAAAGAAGGUAAAGUCUUGAAGGCUGGACCCAAGUAUGAGCUCCUCCACACAGGCAAGUCUUUGGGCCUGAUCAUCAAGGACGCCACCAAAGACGAUGCUGGAGAUUACAGUUGUGAUCUGGGAACAGAGGUUUCCAAGGCAAAGGUCACUGUCAGAGAGAUUGGCAUUGGAAUUACCAAAUGGCUGAAGUCUGCUGAGGUAAACGAGGGGGAGACAUGCAGCUUUGAGUGCAUCUUAUCUCGUGAGAACACAGAUGAGUGCUCGUGGUCUCUGAAUGGCAAAGCCAUUUCAAACGGAGGCCGUUUCAAUGUCACCAAUAAAGGCCGCAAGUACAUGUUAAACAUCAAGGAUGUCACCCCUGCUGAUGCUGGUGAGGUGGUCUUCAACAUUAAAGACUUGAGCACUAAAACAACAUUAACAGUUGAAGGCAGAGCUUCAUCUGUGUCCAAAGGACUGCAGAAUGCUAGCGCUGUUCAAGGGGAAGAUGCUGUGUUUUCCUGUGAGGUGACACAGGCUAGUUCCACUGUAAAGUGGGCCAAGGAAGGCAAAGCCAUCAAGAAGAGCCAGAAGUACGACAUCAGCCAAGAGGAUAAGGUCAUGAAGCUCACCAUCCAUAGUGUCUCUGCCCAAGACUCAGGAGAGUACAGCUGUGAAGUCGUUGGAGGUGCAACCACCAAAGCCCAACUGGAAAUUAAGGAGCCGAUCCAUAAAUUCACUGAAGUGCUGAAGGACAGCCAGGCAGACGAGAAGAGCUCUGUGACCUUGCAGUGUGAGACAGCUCAAAGCCCAUCCACGGUUAUCUGGCUUAAAGGGCACACAGAGCUCAAGGCAGGAGGUCGAUAUGAGAUGUCCCAGAAAGAGCGGGUCUUAACUCUCACCAUCAAACAGCUGGAGGAGAAAGACACAGAUAUCUACACCUGUGAUGUGAUCACUGCUAAGAACAUGGCAAAGGUCACAGUCAAAGCCCUGCCUGCCACCUUUAAAGAAAAACUCAAGAACCAAGAUAAAAAAGAAGGGGAGACUGUGACACUUUGUUGCGAGUUAUCAAAACCUGCGACCGACAUUCAGUGGAAGAAAGGCUCUGAAAUUCUCAAAGCUGGAGAGAAGUAUGAGAUGAAGCAGAAGCACACCGCUCUGGAACUUCAAAUCAAAGAUUUAAAGGUUGAAGAUAGUGGAGAGUACUCUUGUGUGUGUGUGGACCAGAAGACAUCUGCAUCUGUGAAAGUCAAUGCAUUACCACCGACCUUCAUACAGAAGCUGAAGACUCAGGAAGCUGAGGAGGGAGUAGAUAUUACUCUGAACUGUGAGCUCUCCAAACCUGGAGUCUCAGUGGAGUGGAAGAAGGGAACUCAGGUCCUGAAGUCUGGAGAGAAGUACCAGAUGAAGCAGAAAGCCUCUGUGAAUGAACUGCUCAUCAACAAAGUGGUGCCAGAAGACAGUGGAGACUACAGCUGUGUGUGUGGAGACCAGACGACCACAGCCAGUCUCAAGAUCAAGGCCCAACCAGUGACCUUCAAACAGAAGUUAGAGACUCAAGAAGCAGAGGAGGGAGCCAGCGUCACUCUGCACUGUGAGCUCUCCAAACCUGGAGUCUCAGUUGAGUGGAAGAAGGGAACUCAGGUGCUGAAGUCUGGAGAGAAGUACCAGAUGAAGCAGAAAGCCUCUGUGAAUGAACUGCUCAUCAACAAAGUGGUUCCAGAAGACACUGGAGACUACAGCUGUGUGUGUGGAGACCAGAAGACCACAGCUAGUGUCAAGAUCAAUGCCCAACCAGUGACCUUCAAACAGAAGUUAGAGACUCAAGAAGCAGAGGAGGGAGCCAGCGUCACUCUGCGUUGUGAGCUCUCCAAACCUGGAGUCUCAGUGGAGUGGAAGAAGGGAACUCAGGUCCUGAAGUCUGGAGAGAAGUACCAGAUGAAGCAGAAAGCCUCUGUGAAUGAACUGCUCAUCAACAAAGUGGUUCCAGAAGACACUGGAGACUACAGCUGUGUGUGUGGAGACCAGAAGACCACAGCUAGUGUCAAGAUCAAUGCCCAACCAGUGACCUUCAAACAGAAGCUAGAAACUCAGGAAGCUGAGGAGGGAGCCAGCGUCACUCUGCACUGUGAGCUCUCCAAACCUGGAGUCUCAGUGGAGUGGAAGAAGGGAACUCAGGUCCUGAAGUCUGGAGAGAAGUACCAGAUGAAGCAGAAAGCCUCUGUGAAUGAACUGCUCAUCAACAAAGUGGUUCCAGAAGACACUGGAGACUACAGCUGUGUGUGUGGAGACCAGACGACCACAGCCAGUCUCAAGAUCAAGGCCCAACCAGUGACCUUCAAACAGAAGUUGGAGACUCAGGAAGCGGAGGAGGGAGCCAGCGUCACUCUGCACUGUGAGCUCUCCAAACCUGGAAUCUCAGUUGAGUGGAAGAAGGGAACUCAGGUCCUGAAGUCUGGAGAGAAGUACCAGAUGAAGCAGAAAGCCUCUGUGAAUGAACUACUCAUCAACACAGUGGUGCCAGAAGACAGUGGAGACUACAGCUGUGUGUGUGGAGACCAGAAGACCACAGCCAGUCUCAAGAUCAAGGCCCAACCAGUGACCUUCAAACAGAAGCUAGAGACUCAAGAAGCAGAGGAGGGAGCCAGCGUCACUCUGCACUGUGAGCUCUCCAAACCUGGAGUCUCAGUUGAGUGGAAGAAGGGAACUCAGGUCCUGAAGUCUGGAGAGAAGUACCAGAUGAAGCAGAAAGCCUCUGUGAAUGAACUGCUCAUCAACAAAGUGGUUCCAGAAGACACUGGAGACUACAGCUGUGUGUGUGGAGACCAGACAACCACAGCUAGUCUCAAGAUCAAGGCCCAACCAGUGACCUUCAAACAGAAGUUAGAGACUCAAGAAGAGGAGGAGGGAGCCAGUGUCACUCUGCAUUGUGAGCUCUCCAAACCUGGAGUCUCAGUGGAGUGGAAGAAGGGAACUCAGGUCCUGAAGUCUGGAGAGAAGUACCAGAUGAAGCAGAAAGCCUCUGUGAAUGAACUGCUCAUCAACAAAGUGGUUCCAGAAGACAGUGGAGACUACAGCUGUGUGUGUGGAGACCAGAAGACCACAGCUAGUCUCAAGAUCAACGCCCAGCCUGUCUUUUUCAAAACUCAGCUGCAGAAGGUUGAAAGACAGGCAGGGGAGAUCGCUAUUCUUCGCUGCGAGACCACAAAACCCGGUGCAAUUGUUGUCUGGAGGCACGGUGACAGAGAGCUGGCAUCCAGCAGCAAGUACCACCUGAAACAGGAAGGGACUGUAGUCGAGCUUGUCAUCUAUAAACUGCAAGGAGCUGACUCUGGAGAAUAUUCCUGUGAUACAGGCAGUCGAAGGACGUCAGCUGUCCUCACUGUGCAUGAGGUCGAGAUUACCAUACUGAAAUUCUUGGAGAGCUCAGUUGUCUAUGAGGGGGAAGAUGUCCACUUUGAGUGUCUGCUCUCUCAUGACGAGGCUCCUCUGGCCCAGUGGAAACUCCAGGACGUCCCACUACAGAAUAAUGAAAUGAACCUGAUCAAGACUGAGAACCGAGUGCACAGCCUCACACUCAGAGGUGUCACCACAACCGACUCAGGAACAGUUACUUUCACUGUGGGAAACCACACUUCAACGGCUUCUCUCACAGUCAGAGCAGCUGCUCCAGUGUUAUUCAAGAAGGAGCUGGAAAGUCAAGAGGCCACAGAAGGAGGCAAAGUCACCCUGUCCUGCGAAACAUCCAGCCCUGAUUGCAAGGUAACCUGGCACAAGGGCUCGUCUGAACUCACCCACGGGGAGAAGUACACCAUCGUGCAGGGAGGAACCACUCACACCCUGGUUAUACACAAGCUGAAAGUGGAGGAUAGUGGAGAAUACACCAGCCAAGCAGGGGACAAGAAGAGCACUGCUACCCUGACUGUGAAAGAGCGUGUGCGCAUCAUCCGAGAACUCUACGAUAUCACUGUCACCACUGGGCAGGAUGCAGUCUUUGAAGUUGAGCUGUCACACUCGGGCGUGACAAACGGGGAAUGGUGGCUCGCGGACAACCUCCUCCAGAAUAAUGAUUUGAAUCAAAUGAGCAGCCAGGGCAGAGUACAUCGUUUGACCCUGAAGAUGGUAACCACGGAGGAAUCAGGAGAUGUUGCCUUCGUAGUGGGAGAAGAGAAAACUGUGGCCUGUCUGCUGGUGGAGGAGAAACCCAAAGUGAAAAUCGUAGAGAAGCCGCACAACACUUUGGUAAUCGAGGGUGAAACUGUCACUCUGGCCUGCACCAUCUCUGACCCCAAGGCCACAGUCACCUGGAUCAGAAACAACGUGGCCAUCCAAGCUGGUCUCAAGUAUGACCUGAAGAAGAAUGGAGCUUUCCAUCAGCUUUGUAUCCUCAACGGGUUGCCUGAGGACUCAGGAGUGUACACGUGUGACACUGGAGAUGUACAAUGUGAGGUCACGGUGACGGUGGAAGGUGCCCCGGUAUUCUUCCGGAAAGAGCUUAAGAACGAGGAUGCCGUAGAGGGUGAUGAUUCUACCCUGCGCUGUGAGCUAUCUAAGCCAGGUGUUUGUGUUGAGUGGAGGAAAGGAGGCAUUGUCCUCGAGCCCGGUAAGAAGUAUAAGAUGAGGCAGGAAGGGUGCAUUCGAGAGCUCUGUAUAAGUAACUCGGAUCCUGAAGACAGUGGCUACUACACCUGUGACGCAGGAGACCAGCUCACUACGGCUUCUUUGGCAGUGCAAGUGAAAGAAGUCUUCAUUGUUUGUGGUCUUAAGACCACCGACGUCUUUGUUGGGGAAUGGGCAACCUUCUCCUGCCAGCUGUCUGCUAUCGCACCAGGCAAGGUGCAGUGGUGGCUGGAUGGCACCUUGUUGGAAAACAGCCCUUUUAGUGAGAUAGGGCUGAGCCAGGGCCACAUCUACACACUGACCUUAAAGAGCCUGGCCACAGACGACUCUGGCACUGUCACGUUCAAAGCUGGCAGUUUAACAUCAAGCUCCAAGCUCUUAGUCAAAGAUCCCACGGUUGAAGUGGUGAGCGAGAUGCAGGACCUUUGUGUGGUCGAAAACCAACCGGCUGAGUUCAUCUGCCAGUAUUCACGGCCGGUCAGGGCUCAGUGGAAGAAAGACGGGCAGCCAUUGCAGCCUGAUGGCCGAAGGGUGUUGGUGGAGCAGGACUGGAAUGUGGCUCGCUUGUACAUUAGCAGUGUGUCCACUGGGGACAAGGGCACAUACUCCUGUGAGGCAGAGGGGACCAGUGUGGUAGCUUCACUUCAUGUGGAAGGGAAACCAAUAACUAUUGUUCAGGGCCUGGAGAAUGCAGAAACCUUCGAUGGAGGGGAAACACUAUUCGAGUGUGCCCUGUCUCGCCCCGAGAACAAAGACUGCCACUGGUUUCUCGAUGGCAAACCAGUGAAGGAAUCUCGUAAUGUUGAGAUUGUGUCAUUUGAGAGUGGCCGUCGUCACCUGCUCCUGCUGAAGGAGUUGCACGUUAAAGACAGUUGCACAGUGAUGUUCAAAGCUGGGACAUCAUCCACAUCUGCACAGCUCUCUGUCAAGGGAUGGCAGCUGGAUGUUGUGAAGGGUCUGGAAGACAAAGUCGCUGCCGUAGGAGAGAAGGUUGAAUUUUGUGUCGAGCUGACUGAACCCAUCCCCGUGGCAGAAGUAGCCUGGUAUGCUAACGGGGUUGAGCUCAAGCCCAGCGAUCUCUGGGCUAUGAGGGCUGACGGCUGCUCCUAUCGCCUUGUCUUGAGACGUGCACCACUUCUGCCCCAGCAGGAAAUAACAUUUGCUGCUAGAGAUGCUCUCUCUUUGGCCAAGCUCACUAUCAUCACGGUACCCGAUCCCCCAGAGGACCCGGAAGUCCUCAAUAAGACCAAAGAGUCUAUAACCCUCUCUUGGUUCACUCCGCUACAUGAUGGAGGGAGUCCUAUUCUUGGCUACAGAGUGGAGUUGCGACUGGUAGACAGCGCCCUCUGGCUGCCGUGUCAGCCCGAACCUGUGUGUAACACAGAGUUUUUGGUUGAGAAUCUUAUCCCCGAGAGUGGCUACAGGUUUAGAGUGGCAGCCAUCAACAUAGCUGGGACUGGAGAUUCUGUCGAGCUGCCUCAGACGGUGCAGCUGGAGGCACCUACACCACCACCAACUACUCCAGAUACAGAGGUAAAACAGGAAGAGGCAGAGGCCCUGGGGCAGCCCAAUCUGCCUCCAGAGGCUGCUGAGGAAGGUGAUGUCCAUGAGCUGUGGGAGGCUUCGGCUAAGAAACGUCGCAUGAGUCGAGAGCCUACUUUGGACUCCAUCACUGAACAACCUGAAGAGGAUGGUAAAGGUGGUAAAAAGAAAUCUGACCAGAAGGAUCUAGAGUCCUCAAAGAAAGUGGAAACAACAUCUGUAGAGAAGGAGCAGGCCAUUGUGUCUAAGAAGGAGACAGAGUCCAACUUGGUCACCAGCUCUGAGGAUCAAUCUCUUUCAGGGGGUGCAACACUUGUGUCCUACCUCAAGACGAGCAGCACAUCUUCUGUCACAGCCGUCAAUGAAGGACAUACAAUGACCACUGAGAGGUUCUUUGCACAUUUCCAGAUGUCAGAUCAGAAAACAGUGCAGCAAACUGAAGUGAAAACAACCACAGUUCAUCAGACAGAUAAUAAACAGGUGACUACAGAGGAGACAGACAUCAUGGAGAUCAGUAAAGAGGAUGAGCCUGAGCUCAGAGAAGCUGCCAUCAAAAUUCAAGCUGCCUUCAAGGGGUACAAGGCCCGUAAGGACAUGCGUCCUGUCUUCAAAGAUGUUUUCAAAGAUCAGACCAAAGAACCAAAUGGCACCAUCCAUCUGGAAUGUGUGGCGGAAGGUAAACCUGAAAAGGUGCGUUGGCUGAAGGAUGGUGAACCACUAACGGAUGGCAAGCACCACCAUAUUGAUAUCUAUAACGACGGCACUUGCUCACUGGUCAUCACUGCCAUCACCACAAAGGAUACGGGAGUUUACACUUGUGAAGUCACCAACAAGUAUGGAGUCAACUCUCAUAGCGGUAAGGUCACAGUAGGGACAGUGAGAGAAUCCUCUGGGAGACGCCCACUGACGGUGGGCUACAGUGCGGACAGUGAGCCUGAGAGCUCCUCGGGCAGUGAGAUGGACGAGUCACUGAGGAAGGCAAGCAGACGUCUCCGCCGCCUGUUGCGCACAUGUCUCCCACCCGAUGUUGAGGAAGAACCAUUUGUCAGUGCAGAUGAGGGAGACCUGCGAGCCCCAGAUCCUCAGUCUUACCGUGAGGAUGAUAAUUACAUCUACAUUCGCUUUGAUUCACGGACAGAGGCUGAGGUCGCCUCUAAGAGGUUCCAGGAGAUGUUUACUAUCCACGGGGUUCCUGUAGAGACAAACAUCCAGGAUGCGGGGCCUCUUAGAGUGGAGUUGAGAAUCAAAAAGGCUGGCUACAUCCAAGAUGGCACACAGACCCCCACACAAGACAGACAACCUCCUGCAUUCAUGGCUGGAGCCCAGGCUGCCCCAGUUUUUCUGACAGAGCUACAAACCCAGGACGUUCCAGAUGGUUAUCCAGUCAGCUUUGACUGUGUUGUGAUUGGCAAACCUCCACCAACUGUUCGCUGGUUCAAAGAUGGCAAAGUGCUAGAGGAAAAUGACCAUUACAUGAUAAAUGAAGAUCUUGAGGGCUGCCACCAACUCAUCAUCACCACUGUACUGCCCACUGAUAUGGGUGUCUAUCGCUGCACAGCUGAAAACAGCAGCGGCCUCGCAGCCACUAAAGCCGAACUCAGGGUUGACAUGUCUUGCAGCUCAGAUUAUGACACUGCUGCUGAUGCCACUGAGACGUCUUCAUAUGUCAGUGCCAAAGGCUACAUGUCCAGGGAAACUGAGACCUUUGAGUCUGUGGCUGAAGAUGAUCAGUUACCACAAGUUGUGGAGGAGCUUCAUGAUGUCCGUGUUUGUCCAGGUUCACCUAUUGCUAAAAUGCAACUUAAAGUAAAAGGCUUCCCAAAACCCAGAUUGUACUGGUUCAAAGAUGGCCACCCUCUGCGGCCCUCAAAUAGGAUCCUGUUACGAACAGACAGAGAUAUUCACGGACUGGAGAUUCUGGAGGUGAAGAAAGACGAUAUGGGGGAGUACUCGGUUUACAUCACUAAUUCAGCGGGUUCUGCUUACUCUUCCGCUAGACUGAUGGUUCUGGGUCCAGGGGAGAUGAUGCCACUAGAUAAGAAAGACUCCAAAGAACCUCUGGUGCCACCACGCUUCCUUGAAAGGUUCAGCAACAGGAAGGUGAAACAAGGAGCGAGCAUUACGCUGUCUGUCAAAGUAGAAGGGUCUCCCACGCCCAUGGUCUCCUGGCUAAAGGAGGAGUCAUUGGAGGAUGUCCUGUGGAUUAAGCCUGAUACCAAGGGGUAUAAAAUAGCAGGCUCUGGACGCCAGCACAGCCUCAUCCUGAUGGACGUUGGCACAGAGUACACUGGCGCCUACACCUGUAUCGCUACGAACAGAGCAGGACAGUCCAUCUGCACGGCCCACCUCGAGGUGGAUGAGACAUCACAACAAAAGAAAGAGAUUAAAGCCUCAGAGGUUCUUGGUAUUACAAUCAGUCCUCCAGAGGGAGAGGCUAGCAGUGGAAACGAGGUAAAAGUACCAUACCUAGGUGAAGUAGGAACAGAGGAAUUCCUUAUGAAACUCACCACCCAGAUCACUGAAAUGGUAUCAGCCAAGAUAACUCAAGACAGCUUACAGAAUCACGAAGUGCUCCAGUGGAUGAAAUCUUGGCCCAAAAAUACCACUUCAUUACGUGUACCUGGCGGUGACAGUGACGAUGAGACCAAGACUCCAUCUCCGUCACCUCAUCACGGUCGCUCUCGUCCUCCCUCACUCAUCGCUGACUCCUCCUCGGAGUCGGAUGAGGGCGACGCCAGAGGGGAGAUGUUUGAUAUCUACGUGGCAACAGCGGACUAUAACCCCACCAUAGCAAGCAAAGAAUCGAUCUCUCUGAAGGAAGGACAGUACGUUGAGGUUCUGGACUCGGCUCAUCCACUCAAAUGGUUGGUCCGAACCAAACCGACCAAAAUGACACCAUCCCGCCAAGGCUGGGUCUCACCUGCCUACUUGGACAAGAAACUAAAACUCUCAGCUGAUGCGGGUGACCUUCCAGAGACAAGUGCAGAGGAGGUUUCUGAGGGUGAAUACAAGAGGAAAUUAUUCCAACUGAUCCAGGAGAUGAUAAAUGGAGAAUCAGAGUUUGUAAAGGAGGUCGACUUCUUUACCUCCCAUCACAUGAAGCACGCAGACAUCCCUGAUGCACCUCCUGACGUCAACAGCCAAAAGGAAACAAUAUUCAGGAACAUUGAUGAUAUCAAGUCCUUCCACGGCAGGGCGUUCCUCCCGACGCUGAACGACUGUGAGACAGAUGAUGAUGUUGCCAUGUGCUUCCUGAGGAGUAAGGCGGGCUUUGAGCAGUACCUCCAGUAUCUUGUUGGUCAGCCUCAGGCAGAAUCAGCAGUCAGUGACAAGGCUGUCCACCGCUUCUUCAAGGAGUACAGUGAGAAAGAGCAGGCUGGUGCAGACCCUGCAGGUCCCCCUGUACGCAGCAUCAACGCCUACCUGCAACAACCUCUGGAGAGGAUUCAGAAGUACAAGGUUUUCCUCAAGGAGCUCAUUCGAAACAAGGCGAGAAAUGGUCAGAACUGCUGCCUCCUGGAAGAAGCGUACGCGAUGGUGUCUGCUCUCCCUCAGCGCUCUGAGAACACCCACCAUGUCACCAUGAUCCAGAACUAUCCCGCCACACUGGAAGUACUUGGAGAGCCAAUUAGACAGGGACCAUUUCAAGUGUGGGAGGGAGCUCCUGGAAUUAGGUCGUCCUCUAGAGGUCACCACCGGCACGUGUUCCUCUUUAAGAACUACUGUAUAAUCUGCAAACCCAAGAGAGACAGCAACGCUGAUACACAAGCAUAUGUCUUUAAGAACAUGAUGAAGCUGAACAACAUUGAUGUGAAUGAGACAGUGGAGGGUGAUGACAGGGCCUUUGAGAUUUGGCAUGAACGGGAGGACUCAGUGAGGAAGUACACUUUGCAGGCCAGAACUAUCACCAUCAAGAACUCAUGGCUGAGAGACCUCAGGGAACUGCAGCAGCGAUACAGCAUGCCUGCAUGGAGUCCCCCUGACUUUGAUGAAAUUCUUGGAAACUGCACAGCUGAGCUGGGACAGACUGUGAAGCUGGCCUGCAAAGUCACUGGAAUGCCCAAACCUACAGUCACCUGGUACAAGGAUGGACGUGCAGUGGAGGCAGAUCCUCAUCACAUCAUCAUCGAGGACCCUGAUGGUUCCUGCACACUGAUCCUGGACAACAUGACAGCUGAUGAUUCUGGCCAGUACAUGUGCUUUGCCACGAGCUCAGCUGGCAAUGCCAGCACUCUUGGAAAGAUCACGGUUCAGGUACCUCCUCGUUUUGUGAAUAAAAUGAGGAACGCUAUCUUUGUCGCUGGUGAGGACGCGCAGUUCACCUGUGUCAUACAGAGCGCCCCCAACCCCAAGAUCAGGUGGUUCAAAGACAGCCGCCUGCUGACUGACCAGGAAAAGUACCAGACCUACAGUGAGCUCCGUAGUGGAGUGCUGGUUCUGAUAAUAAAGAACCUGACAGAGAGAGACUUGGGACACUACGACUGUGAGCUGUCCAAUCGACUGGGCAGUGCCAAGUGUGCAGCAGAUUUAGUUCUUCCCUCUGCUCUGGCCCGAACUGGUGAACAGGCCAUCACUAUUGAAGUCACUGAGCAGGAAACCAAAAUACCAAAGAAAACCAUCAUCAUCGAGGAGACUAUAACCACCGUGGUGAAGAACCCUCGUAUGAGGAGGCACAGGUCCCCCGGCUUGACUCUUACUGCAGCCCACCGCUCUGAAACCUCCACCCCAGAGCCCGCUGCAGCCAGGCUGAGGAGGGUGCCUACUCCAAGAAAGACCACUAUCCCUACCCUCUACGUCACUGAGCCCGAGGGCGCUGAGGCCAGAGCCAUGGAGAGCAAACCCAGGUGGGUUGAGGUAGAGGAGGUCAUCGAGUACAAGGUCAAUAAAUCUCCCAGGCUGCCCAGGAGGAGAGGCAUCUCACCUGCAGUCUCUGAUCGGGCAGCCGCUUCCUCCAGACCCAAAAGGUCUCAACUGGAAAACCCAAACACCAACAACUCCAAUAACACGCUGGUGGAGCAGGCGCAGGCCGAGCUGCACGGAGACGUCAGCAUCCAGCCGCUCUCCUGGGAGGAGGUGCAGGGCAACGCUCCCUCUGCGGAGCCACAUGAGCUCUCAUCCGUCCUCAGUCCAGCUGGAGACGACAGCGACGACCUGGACGAUCAGCAAACUGUCAUCUUUGAGCCUGAAGAUGACGAUGACGACCUCAUUCUAUCCAGAGAGCAGGAGCCUCACAUCCUGAAAUCAGGCGAUCGUGUGUUGACCCUAGAGGACUUGGAGGACUACGUUCCAGAGGAAGGAGAGUCCUACGGCUCCUCCAACGCUCCUGCCGAACAGCCUUGUGAGAUCUCUGUGCUGCAGAGGGAGAUCGGUGGCUCCGCUGUGGGGCAGCCGGUGCUCCUCAACGUGGGCCGGCCCGUUGUGCCGAGGCAGAGGAGCAGCUUCUUCAGUCGCUUCAAGGAGCAUCUCCCCAGCAGCAUUUUCUCCUCCUCCUCCGUCCCUCAUGCCAGCGGAACGAGGCCCAGGACCGAGAGGCGCGUCCCCAUCCAAGUGAGCCACGCAAAGCUGGAGGUGCAGCCUUCCUACUGCUCGGAGGUGCAGAGGGUCGAGGGCGGGCAGCAGAGCUUUAAAACCAAAGUAUCAACUCAGACGUACGGAUACACAUCAGUGGGAAACCCAGUCGUUCUUCAAAUUAGAGAUCACCAUUAUCCAAACCAGUAGAGGCAAUAUUUUAAAAUUGGAACCACGACCCUUAGUCUUAAAUGGGGACAUUUCUACCGACCUGAUGAAAAAGAGCAGAGAAAAGAAGCAAAUAUUCACUGCAUUUGACAGACCAUUCCAUUAUGAGGCUUCCCAUCAGAAAAUAGGCUCAUCCUCUGAGUCUUCUCGUCAAACGGUUAGACUGGUCUCUUUCGACCAGGUGAGUUGGAAAAUGAAGGUGUGUCACUGUGAGCAGGUUUCAGUCCUGUUACAACUGCUACGUGUCAUCGAUGUGUUGUACAACGCACACGAUGGACAGAAGACAAGAAACUACGGUUUGACAUUUUACUGACGAAAAGAACGUCUGUUGCUGAGAGCGAUUCUGUAAAAUUAAACAUGUUUCUCUCCUGAAAAUCAUAAGUAUUGACCUACUAAUACAACCCGAUCUAUGUAGGAUCUUCAUUAACUUUGACUAUAGUCAUCACUAGUUUAGAUAUUCACUUUGCAGUUUGACUUUUGUACAUUCGCAGUGCCUUGAAUUCCUGGAUCAGCAAACGUUGAGAGUUCUUGACUGUUUAUGACGUCAUGACUACGUGUCUUUUUCAGUACUAAUCUAAUUUAAAUACACAACACUGAUUAUGUAAAGUUGACAACAGAGCUUUGGUGACUGUUGAGGUCAGAGUUGUCGAAUUGUAAUCAAAGAUGUGCUCUCAGAUCAUGGUCACCGUGGUCAAAUCCGACGAGGUUCUCCACUUCUUUGGGUGUGAAUGAGAUUAAUACAAGAAUCGUUUAUAACAACUUGAUUCACAUCAGAUUUCUAACCGUGUCUCUUCAGAUAUUUAUGAAUUUAAUGUUGAACUUCGCUUUUUAGACGUUUUUGAUGCAGAGCAACGGCCCGUGGACUCACAGGAUAACACAGGGACAUUAACAUGUAUGUGAUAGAUAUUUAGACGAGUGGAUGCAUGUUAUUUGUUUAUGUAAAUUAACCCGACCCAUCGUAGUCAUAUCUGAUUUCAAGUGAAUGUUUGUGCGUUUGUAUUAGAGCUCACUACCUUGUCGAUGCAAUUUCAAACGUGACUGGAGUAUCUGAGGCUUUAGUGAUGUG